UCCAUGCAUACACUUACCUCAUCACCACCACCACAACGUCACAAAACCAAACCAUUCUCUCUCUCUUUCUAAAGCUUUCUCAUUUCUCUCUCUACAAUGGCAAGAACCAAGCAAACCGCCCGGAAAUCCACCGGAGGUAAGGCCCCGAGGAAGCAGCUGGCAACAAAGGCAGCCCGGAAGUCGGCUCCGGCGACCGGAGGAGUGAAGAAGCCGCACAGGUUCAGGCCGGGAACGGUGGCGCUGAGGGAGAUAAGGAAGUACCAGAAGAGCACUGAGCUUUUGAUUCGGAAGCUUCCUUUUCAGAGAUUGGUGAGAGAGAUCGCUCAGGACUUUAAGACUGAUCUGAGGUUCCAGAGCAGUGCUGUUGCGGCUCUCCAGGAGGCUGCUGAGGCGUAUUUGGUGGGGUUGUUUGAGGAUACGAAUUUGUGUGCGAUUCAUGCGAAGAGGGUUACGAUUAUGCCUAAGGAUAUUCAGCUUGCGAGGAGGAUUCGAGGCGAGAGAGCUUGAUUUGUGGAGCGUUUAGGGUUUUGGAUCUGUAGUAUUUUUUUUUUUUUUUUGUGGGUUAGGGUUUCUGUUCAAAUUAAUGUAACAGUUCCAAUUUCUGUGUCACUCUUGCUAUUUCUCUGAUUCCCAAUCGUUGUGAUGAUGGGAUCAAACAGCUUGUUCUUGGAAAGUUUGACAAUUGAAGGUUGUUCAGAUCUUAUCUCUAUAUCUGUAUCUUAUAUACACAUAUCAGCAUUUGAUUGUGAA
This is a messenger RNA of Camellia sinensis, 750 nucleotides long. Its product is annotated as histone H3.2. NCBI's taxonomy places the organism in Eukaryota, Viridiplantae, Streptophyta, Magnoliopsida, Ericales, Theaceae. Gene Ontology annotation, molecular function: structural constituent of chromatin; DNA binding; protein heterodimerization activity. The record is from RefSeq and is a predicted model, not a curated record. Gene Ontology annotation, cellular component: nucleosome.